AUGGGAAAUGCCACUGAAGUGCGGUCAUGUUUGACAGAACAUCUGGAAAAUUUGUGCCAGGAGUUAAGGAACAAGGUGGAGAAGAGUCUUGGUUACCCCACUUUACAGGCCACCGUGCUUUCUCAGCACAGCCAAGGACAAAUCCUUAGUGCCUGCUGGCAAUUCAAUAUUAGUGGAAAGUACUUCUUCACCUUGGACACAGUGACUAUGAGCUGGAGACCGACUAAUGCUGUGUCAGGGGAUAUCAUGAAUAAAUGGAAAGGUGAUGAGGAUUUAAUGAAACAUCUGACUUUCUCCAUAGCAGAAUGCAGUCAGAAACUCAAUGAAUUUUUCAAGCAGCACAAGGAAAAGCCAGGGUCAACAACAAGGUCCCCUGAUAUCACCCAGGUUACAUCACCCACCCAGCUUCCACCUACCGGGCACACUCCUUAUAAGGAAGUAUUUAUCCCUGUGGGACUCAUCAUAUUCUUUAUUAUCUGCAUUUACCGAUAUGUCAAGAGGAAAUGUUGUACCCAAGGAGGGACCCACAGGACCACAGAUGAUGCUAACAGGCUUAGACUUGAUGGCUCUGACUUUCUGGGAACUACAAAGGGGCCUGGCCUGGGCAUAGAAAUGUUACAUUCAGUGGCCGAAAAGGAUACGGACAUUUCAGUGAGGAAUAAGAUCGGUGUUGGUGUGGAUGGUAGUGAUAGAAAGCCCUAUGACAAUGCUAUCUCCAUCUUAGUGGCUUCUAAUCUAGAGGAUAUAAGUAAUUCUGCAAGAAGCUAUGCCACUGUCCUCUCUGCUGAGACAACCAACCUGGAGGUGAAGGGGGAAACCCUGGAUUUCAGCCCAGCCCUUGAUCCUCAUUGCUUUAGGCCUUUAGUUGUAGCUAUUGAAAACUCAGAAAUUCAGACACACCAGUCUUGA
Molecule: messenger RNA, 909 nt
Organism: Apodemus sylvaticus (European woodmouse)
Lineage: Eukaryota; Metazoa; Chordata; Mammalia; Rodentia; Muridae
Product: retinoic acid early-inducible protein 1-beta-like
Exons: 6
Coding region: 1-909 (302 amino acids)
Biological process (GO): antigen processing and presentation of endogenous peptide antigen via MHC class I via ER pathway, TAP-independent; antigen processing and presentation of endogenous peptide antigen via MHC class Ib; immune response
Cellular component (GO): external side of plasma membrane
Source: RefSeq, a predicted model, not a curated record